Molecule: messenger RNA, 2189 nt
Organism: Mangifera indica (mango)
Lineage: Eukaryota; Viridiplantae; Streptophyta; Magnoliopsida; Sapindales; Anacardiaceae
Product: protein TIC 55, chloroplastic-like
Exons: 1
Coding region: 478-987 (169 amino acids)
Biological process (GO): protein targeting to chloroplast
Cellular component (GO): chloroplast
Molecular function (GO): 2 iron, 2 sulfur cluster binding
Source: RefSeq, a predicted model, not a curated record
UGGAGGACUCAAACCAAAUUAAACUAAAUUCGAACUUUAUCUAACCCAAUUUGGUUCAACUUAAAAGAGUCAAAGUCAAACUUAAAAUCAAGCUCAAUAAGCUCACUUCUAACCAACUCAAAAUUGAUUCGGUUUGAGGAAAAUCAAACUCAAGUUCAAUUCAAGUUUAAUUACAAUAUCAAGUUUAGCUUGAGCAGAACUUAACUUAACUAUGUACUUAAACCAAAAUAAAUUAAAACAACGUCAUUUUAAUAAGUAUUAAUCAAAACUGUGUUGUUUUACCCAAUUUGAAUCAAACUUUUCUAAGCGCACAAGCUUAACAGGCACCCCCCAAACUGUUUGCCUAAGCUAAGUUAGCAUUUGAGCUUGAGCCAAUUCGAUUUGAAUUCACCCCCAACUCAAUUUCUUCUAUCUUCUCAGUCUCCCUCUCCCUCUCCCUCUCAUCUUUCAUCUCUUCCCUUUUUUCAACACCACGUCAUGGCGUUGUCAUUGCACCCAUUUGUUUCUCCUCACUCCACUUGUCUCUUCAAACCACUCCUCAACAUCCCUACACCAAAACUUGAUACAACCAUAAACCCCCAGAGACAUCUUAAAUCAACAACUGCAAGAACCAGGGUCUCAAAAUGCCAUGCAGUCGCUGAUAUAAGAACCAGUACUGUGGUGGAGGAAGAUGACCACCAAGCUCUUCUAGGUCCUUCAAUGGAAGACGAAAAGGGAGGAGAAAGAUUGGUAGCAGACUAUGAUUGGACUGAAGAAUGGUACCCACUUUACCUCACUGAAGAUGUCCCAGAUGAUGCACCUUUAGGUCUCACCGUGUUUGACAAGCAGAUUGUCUUGUACAAAGAUGGACACGGGGAGCUUCACUGUUGUCAGGACCGCUGCCCCCACAGGUACAAUUUUAGUUCUGGUAAUGUUUUAACUAGAUAUGAUGAUAAAAAACUUCGAGCUUUACCUUUCAAAUCUCCGACAGAGCUGAGCUGCAGUUGAUACAGGUUGGCAAAACUUUCUGAAUGGCAGUUGGUUGAUGGAAGACUCGAAUGUUUGUAUCAUGGUUGGCACUUUGAAAGCAACGGUAAAUGUGUUAAGAUACCUCAGCUUCCGGCAGACACCAAAAUUCCUAAAUCAGCCUGUGUUCGGACGCUUGAGGAGAAGGAAUUACAAGGGGUCGUCUGGGUGUGGAUGUCGCUGAAGACAGCACCAAACUUUGGUAAAAUUCCAUGGUUCGAGAACUUCGCCAGGCCAGGGUUUCAAGACACGUCAACAAUCCAUGAGCUUCCUUCUGACCGCUCUAUACUCCUUUGAUAAUCUCAUGGAUCCUGCUCAUAUCCCCAUCUCUCAUGAUCGGACAGACUGGAUGGCUAAAAGAGAAGACGCCCAACCACUUCUUUUCGAGGUCACUGAACGUUCAGACUGUGGAUUUGCAGGCUGGUGGGGGAAGGAAAAAGAUGGUGCCAAGCCAAACUUUUUACGCCUUGAAGCACCAUGUGUUCUUUAGAAUAACAGAGAAUUUGUAGGCAAGGAUGGUUUAAAGCAUUACUUUACUGGUCUUUUCCUUUGUAGACCAACAGGACAGGAAAAAUCCAUGCUUAUUGUAAGGUUUGGAGCAACUAUUAGAUCACCAUUAUCAAAGAUUUUACCCAAAUGGUACUUCCGUCAGAACGGUUGUAAGGUUUUCGAGCAAGAUAUGGGGUUUCUGUCAUCCCAAAAUGAGGUUUUAAUGAAGGAAAAAGUACCAACAAAGGAAUUGUACCUUAACUUAAAGUCUUCAGAUACAUGGGUUGCUGAAUACAGGAAAUGGAUGGAUAAGGUUGGGCAUGGGAUGCCUUACCAUUUUGGGCACAGCACCAUUUCUCUGCCUAAACAACCUGCUGUGGUAGAGCAUGCACCAGCUGGGCUAGUUGCAGGAGUUUCAGCUUCUUCACUGGCUAAGGGUGGCCUGGGAAUGAUGCAUGCUCCAAAUUUGGCAAACUGACACUUUAGACAUGUAAUACAUUGUAAGGGUUUCAGCAGAGUUGUCAAAGCUUUCAACACUUGGAAAAAUGGACUAAUGGCAGCAACUCUUGCACUUUCUGCCUUGGCUAUUCUGGCUUCGGGAAGGCAGUGGGGGCCCUUUUUCGUAGUCUCUGCAACCUUAUGUCUGGCUGGAGUUCAUGCUUGCUCAACUGCCAUUACAAUGAACACUACAAACU